Plasmopara halstedii is the source of this 150-nucleotide messenger RNA. RefSeq lists its product as uncharacterized. The coding region runs from base 1 to 150 and encodes 49 amino acids. The record is from RefSeq and is a predicted model, not a curated record. NCBI's taxonomy places the organism in Eukaryota, Oomycota, Peronosporomycetes, Peronosporales, Peronosporaceae. The transcript has 2 exons.
AUGAGAGACUCGAGUUUACAGCUGCAUUCAAAUGUCCAAUCAGAGAUUUGUCUCAUUUUGCCGCUUUUGCCUUUCGAGCUACUUGGCUGUAUCUUUGCUGGACGAAUCCGAGAGUUCUAUUCUCUGAACCACCUUCGUGCCCGCGCCUAA